AUGGAAAGCAUGCAAGAGAACUUCACACCAGUGCCAGCGCCGAUUCGUGUGACAGUGGAGGCACCGAUCAACAUUGCCUUCAUAAAGUAUUGGGGAAAACGUGAGGGGGGUGAAAAGCUCAUACUGCCCACCAAUGACUCCUUUAGCAUAACACUCUCCACGAAGCCGUUCCGCUCCAAGACAUCGGUCGAGCUUCGCCGCGAUGCCACCGAGGAUGAGCUAUGGCUGAAUGGAAAGAAGAGUAACAUCCAGGAGACGCCGCGCAUUCAGUCGGUGCUCUCGUGCAUCCGAGCUAAUUGCCCAAGCCAUCUGAAGAGUCUGAAGGCGUACAUCGUCUCGGAAAACAACUUUCCGACAGCAGCCGGUAUGGCCUCCUCUGCCAGCGGCUACUGCGCGCUUGCCUCGGCGCUCGUGAAGGCGUACAGCGCCACCGUGGAUGUGUCCAUGCUGUCGCGACUCGGCUCUGGCAGCGCAUGCCGCAGUGCGUACGGUGGCUUUGUGAUUUGGCACAGGGGUGAGAAGCCGGAUGGCACCGACUGCAUCGCGACGCAGUUUGUGGACGAAAAGUACUGGCCGGAUAUGCAGGUACUCUGCGCCGUUCUCAAGGGCGAGAAGAAGGAUGUGUCGAGCACGACUGGCAUGCAGCAGUCGCUCAAGACAUCCCCGAUGAUGAGUGACCGCAUUGCGUCUGUCGUGCCGGCUCGCAUGAAGGCAGUCAAGGAGGCAAUUCAGCAGCGGGACUUCAACAAAUUUGCGGAGAUCGCGAUGGCUGACUCCGAUGACCUGCAAGAGAUCUGCCACACGACAGUGCCCUGCAUCCAGUACGCCACGGAGGACAGCUACGCCAUGAUCCGCCUCAUCCGUGCCUUCAACGCCAAGAAGGGUUACAACGCCAUGGCCUACACCUUCGAUGCCGGCGCGAACUGCUUCAUGUUCACCCUCAAGAAGAAUCUCCCGGAGGUAGUGGCGAUGCUGUGUGCGCAUUUUCCCACCUCAUGGGAGCAGAUGUUUUUCCACGACGCAGCCCUCUUGGAGGAGUGCAAGGCGUACAAGCUCCCCACAUCUUUCGAGGGGCUCAUCAACUACCCGAAGAGGCCGUUGGAGAUGCUCCUCCAGUCCCCCGUGGGCCAAGGUGUCAUUCACCUUGACGACGCCGAGUCCCUCAUCUCCCCGCACACCUAG
This is a messenger RNA of Leishmania braziliensis MHOM/BR/75/M2904, 1182 nucleotides long. Its product is annotated as putative mevalonate-diphosphate decarboxylase. NCBI's taxonomy places the organism in Eukaryota, Euglenozoa, Kinetoplastea, Trypanosomatida, Trypanosomatidae. Bases 1 to 1182 code for a protein of 393 amino acids. Gene Ontology annotation, cellular component: cytosol. The transcript has a single exon. Gene Ontology annotation, molecular function: diphosphomevalonate decarboxylase activity; ATP binding. The record is from RefSeq and is a predicted model, not a curated record. Gene Ontology annotation, biological process: isoprenoid biosynthetic process; isopentenyl diphosphate biosynthetic process, mevalonate pathway.